This is a messenger RNA of Telopea speciosissima, 3644 nucleotides long. Its product is annotated as calmodulin-binding transcription activator 3-like. Bases 251 to 3400 code for a protein of 1049 amino acids. Gene Ontology annotation, cellular component: nucleus. Gene Ontology annotation, biological process: regulation of transcription by RNA polymerase II. NCBI's taxonomy places the organism in Eukaryota, Viridiplantae, Streptophyta, Magnoliopsida, Proteales, Proteaceae. The transcript has 12 exons. Gene Ontology annotation, molecular function: transcription coregulator activity; protein binding; double-stranded DNA binding. The record is from RefSeq and is a predicted model, not a curated record.
UAUUCUCGAAUCUUUGAUCAUCGUUUUCACUGUCUCCUCCCUUUGUCUCUAUGCCUUUUUGUUCAAAGAUGGAUCUUUUUUGUUUUUGUAUUUCUUCCUCUGCUUCGGUUCUUGAUCGAGUAGAUUGAAUUGAUUUCAGCUCUUUCGUUUGAUUAUACUACGCAAAGCAAAUAAGUUUCCCCACACCUGCAUUCUCAGUCCGAGGUUUUGCUGAUGAAAAGAGAAUCUUUUGUUGAAGUAUUUCUUGCGGAUGGCUGAGGGCAGCAGAAGAUACGUUUCGAACCAACCGUUAGACAUUUCACAGAUACUAUUGGAAGCACAACAUCGUUGGCUUCGUCCAAGUGAAGUUUGUGAAAUCCUUAGCAACUAUCAAAAGUUUCAGUUGACACCAGAUCCACCUUACAAGCCUCCAGGUGGUUCUUUGUUCCUAUUUGAUAGAAAGGCACUUCGAUAUUUUCGCAAAGAUGGCCACCAAUGGAGAAAGAAGAAAGAUGGAAAAACUGUCCGUGAAGCCCAUGAAAAACUAAAGGCUGGCAGUGUAGAUGUCCUUCAUUGCUACUAUGCCCACGGUGAGGACAACGAGAAUUUCCAGAGACGGAGUUAUUGGAUGCUUGAUGGGAAAUUAGAGCACAUUGUUCUUGUGCAUUACAGAGAGGUGAAAGAGGGGAAUAGGUCUGGCACUCCGCGUUUGUUAAAUGCAGAUUCAGCCCCACAGCCUGGCUCAGCACCUUCCUCAACACAGACCAAUUCUUGUGCCCUUACAGUUCAGGCAUCAUAUGCUUCAAGCCCAAGUACAGCUCAUUGGAAUGGACAGACACCAUUGUCAGAAUUUGAGGAUGUUGAUUCUGGGGAUGAUUUGGGAACCUCUUCUCUUGCCGAAGCCGUCUCCUGUUCUGAACCUCAGAAUGUUUCUGAUACCACAGGGUUGCCGGAACUACCAAAGAAUUAUCUUGCCGCUGGUUUGUCUGGAUCUAGUUUUGGUCAUCAAAGUAGCUCAUCCAUGUGGACUGGCCUUCAGAGCUCAGACAGAAACACUCUUAGCAUGCAGGAGCAGAGCUUCUACUUUGACCAGCUCAAUGAUGCUGACAUUAUAACUAGAAAAUUGACGGAUGCUAAGUUGGAUACGUAUUGCUCGAUCAAAGAUAACCUAGCUGGUGAUUAUAGUGCAUUCCCUGAUAGAAAUUUCCCGACAUUAAUCAGGGAAGCUCAAAGAACAGCUCAGUUGCAGGGACAUCAGAAAAAUAUGAAUGCUGGGUGUGAAGAUUAUCUUUCAUCUGACAAGGGUGCUCCAGCUGAUGCAAAUAAUGUAUUCCGAGUCCCACAUAAGCAUGAUUUGCAUUUAGUGCAUCCCCGGUUUCAGAAUAACCCUGGGUCUUGUAUGACAGUUGCAGCUAAUGAACUAUCCUUAGGAUUUGAGAACAAUGCCCCAAUUGAUGGUUCUUGUGAUGAUAAGUCUGGAGAGUUGAAGAAACUUGACAGUUUUGGGAGAUGGAUGGAUAAAGAAAUUGGUGGGGAUUGUGAUGACUCUUUGAUGGCUUCAGACUCUGGUAACUAUUGGAAGUCUCUUGACACUCAGAAUGAUGACAAGGAAGUUUCCAGUCUAUCACGCCACAUACAAUUGGAUAUUGAUUCUCUUGGCCCAUCACUUUCUCAAGAGCAGCUAUUUAGCAUUUGUGAUUUUUCUCCGGAUUGGGCUUAUUCAGGUGUUAAAACAAAGGUUCUGGUCACAGGUAAAUUUAUGGGAGAUGUUAAGCCUCAUGGUAGCACAAAAUGGUGCUGUAUGUUUGGUGAAGUUGAGGUUUCAGCUGAAGUCUUAACAUAUAAUGUUCUUCGAUGUCAAACUCCUUUGCAUGCUCCCGGACGUGUUCCAUUUUAUGUCACCUGCAGUAAUAGAUUGGCCUGCAGUGAGGUACGGGAGUUUGAAUUUCAUGAAACUCCACCUGGAGUUCCAUUCUCUAUAGCUGCUAAAAGUGAACCACAAGAUGAAAUGCAGUUUCAAAUACGCUUUGCAAAAAUGUUACAUCUAGGGUCAGAGAGGAAAUGGUUGGAUUGCUCCCUUGAGAAAUGUGAUAAAUGCAGCCUAAAGAAUGAUUUAUUUUCGAUGAGAACUGAUGACGAAAAAGAGUGGGGACAGAUUGUAAAGGCUUCCCUGGCCUUUGAAGGAACUCAAGAAAAUCCUCAAGAAGCAUUGAUUCAGAAGUUGCUAAAGGACAGAUUGCAUGAGUGGCUGGUAUGUAAAGUUCAUGAAGGGGGGAAAGGACCAAAUUUAUUGGAUGAUGAAGGACAAUGUGUAAUUCACCUGGCAGCUGCUCUUGGUUAUGACUGGGCCAUUGGUCCAAUAGUUGCUGCUGGCAUCAAUACUAAUUUCAGAGAUGCAUGUGGAAGAACAGGGCUUCACUGGGCAGCUUAUUUUGGGAGAGAAGAAACAGUUGUUGCACUUGUUAAAUUGGGUGCAGCACCUGGUGCAUUGGAGGACCCAACACCAAAAUUUCCAGGGGGACGAACAGCUGCUGAUUUGGCGUCAAGUAGAGGACAUAAAGGGAUUGCUGGAUAUCUGGCUGAAGCAGAUUUGACUAGUCAUCUCUCCUCAAUGACUAUCAAGGAAAACGUAAUGGACAGUGUUGCGGCAAUUCUUGCAGCAGAUAAGGCUAUUGAGACCGCUGAGGAGCAAAGUGUCGUCCCUCCAGAUGGAGGCAUGGAGGAGCAGCUUUCCUUGAAAGGGUCUCUGGCUGCUGUCAGAAAAUCAGCUCGAGCAGCUGCUUUAAUACAAGCUGCUUUUCGUGCUCGUUCAUUCCAACAGAGGCGAUCAACUAAAAACGAAGAAAAUUUUGAAGUUUCAACAGAUUUAAUUGCUCUCGCCUCUUUGAACAAGGCCCCUAGGAUGAGUCAUUUCAGUGAUUAUUUGCAUUCUGCAGCUGUAAAAAUCCAACAAAAGUAUCGUGGCUGGAAGGGAAGAAAAGAAUUUUUGAAGAUCCGCCAUCGGAUUGUUAAAAUUCAGGCUCAUGUGAGAGGACAUCAAGUUCGUAAGCAAUAUAAAAAGGUAAUCUGGUCUGUCAGUAUUGUAGAGAAGGCUAUUUUACGGUGGAGGCGAAAGGGAGCUGGAUUGCGAGGUUUUCGUGCUCAAAAAGCUAUUGGAAAUGUGGAAAAUGAAAUUGGGAAAACAGAUGAGUAUGACUAUCUCAGACAAGGCCGAAAACAAAAAGUUGCUGGAGUGGAGAAAGCUCUAGCUAGAGUUCAUUCCAUGGUGCGUUAUCCAGAAGCUCGUGAUCAGUACAUGCGCCUGGUCAGUAAGUUCCAGAAAUCAAAGAUGGAAGAUGAAGGGAGCAGCAAGCAGUCACAAGUUCGAAGUUUUGAAAAAGAUACAACAGAGGAGGAUCCACUUGCACCCAUGAGAGACUGAUUAUUGACAUUUACAGCCAGUGACCAUUAUGUUUGGGCAGUUCAGCAAUCCCCAAUUGUUGUAAGUACAUCUGACAUGUCCUGUUUUUAAUGAUAAGUUUCUGUUUAAGGGGGAAGGAAAUAGGGUGUCAAAGAGAGAACAAAAGUUGUACUACAUGUAUAAAAGAUAUGGCAGGCAUUUUCCCUUGUACAACAGUUAUGAAAAUUGAGGAAAUGAGUGUUCAAAAUGGAACACUUCAACUACA